ACGGUGCAUUGUAGAAACGCAACCCUCCGUGUAACAUCGUUCAGUUCCUUAGUUACCUCCACCUGAGAUACUACAUCUAUCUAAUCCCUCUCGUGACGCAGCGCAGUGUUGUUUUUUUCAAAAGGAAAAGUGUAUUCGUGAAGUGAAGGCAUUGUGGUGCAAGUUUGGUGAAUAAAUAUAUUUCGCAAAAAAAAACUGUUUUUUGAAAAGUGAAAUCAUUCAUCAUGCAAGGUUAUCAUCAAAGGGCCUAUGAGGACCAAAGAAUUCAAAGGGAAGAGGAGACCAUCGUCGUGGAUAUUGUACCUCCACAGUAUCAUCUCCACAGUCCACCUCAUAGUCCACCCCUAACUCCGUGCAUCAAGUCUGAUAAAGAUAUGCAAAGUCAGGAGCAAAAACAACAGCAACAACAGCCUCUCUCCUCCAUGGAUCCCAACAUCCGGAGAUACAGAACUGCCUUCAGCAGGGAACAACUGAAUCGUCUAGAAAAAGAAUUCGUCAGGGAAAAUUAUGUAAGCAGACCUAGAAGAUGCGAACUGGCUGCUCAGCUUCAACUUCCCGAAUCCACCAUCAAGGUGUGGUUCCAAAACAGACGCAUGAAGGACAAGCGUCAGAGGAUGGCGAUGGCCUGGCCCUACAUGGAUCCAAAUUUUGCAGCAACUUUGGCAACUUUGGCAGCUGCUGCUGGAACUUUGCCGUCCCCUUAUCAUGCACAAGGAUUUCCACCAUCGCCUUUGUCGCCUGGCUAUCCGCUUGCAGCCGCGUACUAUGGUGCCCGGUACUCUCCCUAUGCAGGAUCUGCGCCGACCUCGAACGCAGGUUCCCUGCAGAGGCCACACCUCCAGUCUCCAGGCUACUCUCAUCACCCACACAUUCUGCAGUCCCACCAUAAUCUGCCGCCCCUCCAUUUGGCUGGAUUAGGCGUGCCAAACAUGGGAAACACUCCUUACAUGAGCCCGCCAAUUUCCACCAGCAGCACGCCAACCUACAGACCAACUUUGAUCUCAGAAAUGAGCCCGGCUCAUUCUGACACCUCCAGUGAUUACGAAUGCAAUGGGUCGAUUCAUCAGCAUAAUGGGUGUCACAUUCCUUCUCGGGACAAGGCAUCACCACCUCUGAAACCAGUUGCACUUUCGAGCCUUCCAACCCAAAUCCAGGCGAUACACACCUACGAGUCGAAGUCUGUUGAAGAUUACAGAAUGGGCCUCACGUCCUCGCCUACUUUGUCGAAAAGUACGAAAAAUGACCCACCCAAACUAUUCCAACCAUACAAGAACGACAUCAGCGAGAAAGCGUAGGUUUAUUGAUUAGAGUUUAGAAAGAUUCUUUAUGUUUUGCGCAGUAUUUUGUUAUGUUUUUUGCCAGAGAAACAGGUUGGAAGAGUCUAAAUUCUAGAAGUUUAUAUUUUAAAGUAUUGUUCUACAUUGUCUUUACAAUAUUUUAUGUU
Belonocnema kinseyi is the source of this 1444-nucleotide messenger RNA. Its product is annotated as segmentation protein even-skipped. Gene Ontology annotation, molecular function: RNA polymerase II cis-regulatory region sequence-specific DNA binding; DNA-binding transcription factor activity, RNA polymerase II-specific. Gene Ontology annotation, biological process: regulation of transcription by RNA polymerase II. Bases 225 to 1295 code for a protein of 356 amino acids. Gene Ontology annotation, cellular component: nucleus. The transcript has 3 exons. The record is from RefSeq and is a predicted model, not a curated record. Lineage: Eukaryota; Metazoa; Arthropoda; Insecta; Hymenoptera; Cynipidae.